AAUAGAAUAUUCCGUGAAAAUGUGUAGAUUUUUUACAGGUUUCAGCUACAGGUACAAACGCAAAAAUCAGGAAAAUUUGCGCAGACGCCACCUUGUACCUUGCUGUGAAUUUUGCAGGGAUGUACACUAAAUUUCUGACAGAUAGAAGUCAGAGGAGGGCCUUUCUUGAGACUCAUCGAUCGAUGGGUACUCGAUAUAGAACACAAUAUGAGAACGAGAAGCAAGAAAAAUUACUAUUAUCAGUUUUGCCAGACUUUGUUGCUAGAGAGAUGAUACGAGAUAUAGAAAUAGAAGAAAAAGGUGGCAUAUUCCAACCAAUACAAUUUCACAGGAUUUAUAUUCACCGAUACGAAAAUGUGAGCAUAUUAUUCGCCGAUAUUAAAGGUUUCACAGCUUUAGCCAGUAGGUGCACGGCUUACGAAUUGGUGAGGAUACUGAAUGAUUUAUUCGCAAGAUUCGAUCGACUUGCUGACGAAAAUCAUUGCUUGAGAAUAAAACUUUUGGGAGAUUGUUAUUACUGCGUUUCUGGGCUACCUGAACUCAGAUCAGAUCAUGCUCAUUGCAGCGUGGAAAUGGGACUGCACAUGAUCAAAGCGAUCAGAGAUGCGGGGCAUGCAACUCAGGUAGAUUUAAAAAUGAGAAUCGGAAUUCAUUCAGGGUCCGUCCUAUGCGGUGUUUUGGGUCUGAGAAAAUGGCAGUUUGAUAUUUGGUCAUCUGAUGUUCAUCUUGCUAAUCACAUGGAGGCAGGAGGACAAGAAGACCGUGUUCAUAUUUCUGAAGCUACCUUAAGAUGUUUGAAUGGCGCUUAUGAAGUUGAACCUGGUCAUGGUGCUGAAAGAGAUAGUUACUUGAAGGAACAUAACGUUACCACUUACUUGAUAAAACAGGUUGAACCUAUAACACAGAGGAGAAGAUUCGCCUCAAUAUCUAGACUUUGGUCCGCAAACGAACAGAGUAUAAUGCAAACUCCCAAUGUUUCACAUGCGUCUCAUUCGAGAGAAAGAAGUGACAGCGGAAUCCAACAAAGCAUAAAUUUAGAAGAAGAGAACACCACAGAUUGGACCCCAGAAAUUCCCUUCGAAAACCUACAUCAUUCGCUUACCGGAAACUUGGACGACGAUUUAGAAUCCUUAAACGAGUUUCAUUCAAGAGGGAGGUACAAUGUGAAUUCGAACGAAAAUGAUCACAAGGGAAGAAAUAGCGAUUCGAAGAAUUACGAAUGCGGUCAGAGAGCUGAUGACAUAUUGGAUCACACUGAUCACUGCAUAGAAAUCGAAAGUAAUAAGAGGAUGAGGAGUGCGAACGUGAAUCCCUGGACUUUGAGAUUCAAAGAUAUCAAAAUGGAAAAGAAGUUCAGUCAAAUAAGGGAAGAUAUGUUCAAGUCGAACAUGCUGUGUUGUCUCAUUAUUUGGUUUUUUGUGGUAACAUGUCAAAUAAUAAUCUUCAAACCAGGAGAAAACUACGUCUGCCUUGUAUUUACCUGCACUACCAUCAUACUUUUCGCCACAUUCGUCAUAGUGAUGGCGGAAGAAUUUGAUCAAUUUCCUGAAUAUCUGCAGAAGAUUUCUAGAACACUGGUUCAUAACAGGAGCUGCAGAACAGCUUUCAUAUGUGGUGUCAUAAUCGUCAUGGCUAUCACCAGUUCAAUCACGCUUGUGGAUAAGAGACGAUGCAUUUCUUCGUAUGAUUUGAGCAAAAAUGAUAAGAUAAUCAAUAACGACGUUAUCCGUUAUCAGAUUCCACAAGAAAUUGCCAUCGGCAGACCGAAAGAGCUAACUUUGAAUAUAUCCCUGAACGAAAAAGAUAAUAUCAACAUCGAACACAGCAAUAAUAUCAUCAAUAACAACAGUACCACGAACGAUUUGCUUAACGAAUUGAUCCUGGAAACGGAUUACUUGAGACUUUUGACGGAUAAAUCUGAAGCGCUCCUUCGAGACUUGGAAGCAAAGCUGAGACAGUUGCGUGGAUUCGAAAAAAUCAGUUACGAUGAAGAGAAGAAUUUGAUCGUUCAGAGUCGGUUGAGGUUAAAGAGAGAAGUCGAAGACUUUGACAGUGGGGAGUUGGAAAUUUGCGAUGAAAACUCGAUGGAGUACAUCAUUUUUACUUGGGUCUUGUGCCUCAUUGCCCUGGCCGCAGCUCUGAAGUUGUACUAUCUGGUCAAAUUGCUUUUAGCCUUGGUCAUGGUUAGCGUUUACUCCACUUGCAUCGUGAUGUUUUACGAUGUGUUCGAGAGGAGAACAGGGGAAACAUGUAUAUCUCUCUCUGCUCAGAUGUUGAUCCUCCUGGUGGUAUUUUUCCUGAUGGUGGCUUACCAUGCAAGACUCGUCGAAGUAUCUUCCAGACUGGAUUUUUUGUGGAAACAACAGGCGGAAAGGGAACUUCAGGAUAUGUUGGAAACCAGACAUAACAACACCCAACUGCUGAAAAAUAUUUUGCCGAAUCACGUGGCCCACCAUUACUUGAGCAGCGAUAGAAAUAGCGAUGAACUCUUUUCCCAGUACAGGGAAGAAGUAGGAGUAAUGUUCGCCAGCAUCCCAAAUUUCAACGACUUCUAUUCGGAAGACGUCAAUAAAGGCGUAGAGUGCAUCAGAUUAUUGAAUGAAAUUAUCGCGGAUUUCGAUGAGCUGCUGGACGAGGAAAGAUUCAGUUCUAUAGAAAAAAUUAAAACUGUGAGCGCAACUGCAACAUAUAUGGCUGCAUCUGGACUCAAUCCGACCCACGAUCAAAAUAGAAAAAGCACGAGUCCGCGUUUCGACAACACAGAUCACCUCUGCGCCCUCGUCGAUUUCGCCCUGCUCCUGCGUCGAAAGCUCGAGGAGAUCAACGGAGACUCCUUCAACGAGUUCGGCUUGAGGGUGGGCAUCUCCUGCGGUCCCCUGAUAUGCGGGGUCAUCGGGGCCAGGAAACCGGUCUUCGACAUCUGGGGCAACACGGUAAAUGAGGCUUCCCGCAUGGACUCGACCGGAAUAAUCGGGCAUAUACAGGUGCCGAAACACACAGCGCAGAUACUUGCUGUACGCGGCUAUGACGUCAGAUUGAGAGGUGUUAUUGAGGUGAAGGGAAAGGGUCCGAUGGAGACGUAUUUUAUAGCCGGUCGACAGAUCGGAAAACCCCCGAUCUUUCAGAGACAACCAAGUCAUCAUAACAGCUUCGCGGCUGUCAUGUAUUGUUGGGCCCAGGCCAAGAAAAAACAGAACAGCACUGGUAUGGGAAAUGGAAAGGCAAAAUUACAAUCCAGGAAUCGCGAUAAAAAAAACUCUUACAGUUCCAUGAGAGUGUCUCAAAAAACUUCGACGAAUCCGGUAAGGAGAAACACGACCCGGACCAAUCAGAAAACAAUGUUGGCCCAGUAA
This is a messenger RNA of Coccinella septempunctata (seven-spotted ladybird), 3353 nucleotides long. It is a transcript of the gene Adcy8, whose product is annotated as adenylyl cyclase 78C. Gene Ontology annotation, biological process: adenylate cyclase-activating G protein-coupled receptor signaling pathway; intracellular signal transduction; cAMP biosynthetic process. NCBI's taxonomy places the organism in Eukaryota, Metazoa, Arthropoda, Insecta, Coleoptera, Coccinellidae. The record is from RefSeq and is a predicted model, not a curated record. Gene Ontology annotation, molecular function: adenylate cyclase activity. Gene Ontology annotation, cellular component: plasma membrane. Bases 120 to 3353 code for a protein of 1077 amino acids. The transcript has 17 exons.